Messenger RNA from Neolamprologus brichardi, 3628 nucleotides. The record is from RefSeq and is a predicted model, not a curated record. NCBI's taxonomy places the organism in Eukaryota, Metazoa, Chordata, Actinopteri, Cichliformes, Cichlidae.
UUUCCUUUUUUUUUUAUCUCAGCAAAAUCCUCUCAGCUGUUACAUCCAGUCCUCUACUCCACCAACACACACAUAAAACACACGCGUACACACACACACGCACACUCGCCAGCUCCACCGUAGACUUUGGAAUUCACUGUUGCCAUGGCGAUGGAAUAGAGCACGCUCUCUCGCAUUGCCUGUUCUUUUCUAUUGCUUUAUCUCCCCUCUCUCUCUCUCUCUGUGUGGAGGCAAACCCGCUUCUCUUGUUUGACAUGGGGCUUGUUUUUUGCUGCCGGCAUCAGGUUUUGAAUGUUUGUUUGUUUAUUUGUUUGUUUGUUUUUCAACGACACAUGAUGCUCAUAUAGAAAAUAUGUUUGUGCGGAAGAUGUUUCUGUACAGGAGCAUCCCCUGCUCUCAAGACUCAUGUCACGUUCGUUAAUCAAAUCCCCCAUCUUCCCCACCCCACCUCUCAUCUUCUCAUCUCCUUCUCUCCCACAUCUUCUCCUGUCCUUUUACUUCCAUCCUUCUCUUUCAGUCUUUUCUCUCACUCACUCUCUCUCUCUCUCAUCUGCUCUUUACCCCCCCUCCCCUCCACCUCUUUCUUGCUUCUCUCAGUAGCUAAGAUGACUGCCAUGACAAUUCAAUGAGAAGAGAGGACGCAAAGUGAAGUAUCCCCUACUUGCUGAAAAGGAGCGACGGAGCGCUCAAGGUAAAAAGGAGAAGACGGGGGAAACGCACGAGAAGAAAAGGCAGAAGAUUUAAAAAGAAACUAUUAGGAAGAAAAGAACUGGCAGAAGAAGAGCCAGGAAAGAGGAAGGGGCGAGAAAGCGGAUAAACGGUGGAUGGAGGCGGCUCGGACCGGGGCUACGGAGAGCUCUUCACUGACGAAGAAGAAGAACAGCAGCAGCAGCAGCAGGGGGGAGAGGAGAUGGAGGCGAAAGGGAGAAACAUGCCCUCAGACAUCAGUUUCCUUCCCCGCCCAGCCAUGGUGUGGUGUGAGCGAGGGAUCCAGGUGCUGUUGACCACCAUGGGAGCUUUUGCAGCUUUUGCACUGAUGACAGUGGCUAUUGGAACUGACUACUGGCUGUACGCCCGGGCCUUCAUCUGCAACAGCACAGCCAACUCAUCGCAGGAGGACUCCAACAAUAAGGACAAGAAGGAUCCUGGGGCGCUCACCCACUCCGGCCUCUGGAGGAUUUGCUGCCUGGAAGAGGGUCUUGGCGAGAAAGGACAGAAGGGGAUGGUGGGCGGAUAUCAAUGCACGGAUGUCAGAUUCAAGCAAAGCGUUCCUGAAGGUGUGGUGAGAGCUUCCAGCAUCUUCCCCAUCCUCAGUGCCAUAUUGCUUCUUCUGGGUGGAGUGUGUGUUGCUUCCAGUGGAUUCUAUAAAAGCAAAAGGAACAUUAUUCUCGGUGGAGGGAUUCUCUUUGUAGCUGCAGGCCUCAGCAACAUCAUUGGAGUGAUCGUGUACAUCUCGGCAGCACUGAGCGACAUCUCCCCCAAGAAGGACGAGGAUAAGAAGUGGCAUUAUUCCUACGGCUGGUCAUUCUACUUCGGCGGUCUGUCCUUCAUCCUGCCUCUCUAUGGCACGGUGGACCGUGCCACGCUCUACCAGCUCCACAACUACUUCCCAAAAGAUUCCAGCGGCAGUGGCAGCGGUGGAGGAGGAGCGGGAGGAGGAGGAGGAGGAGCAGUGAUAAGCAGCAGUACGCUCCCUUCCCACUCCAAGUCCAACUUGGCAGCAGCGGCAGCUGUAGCCCAGAACGCAGCACCGCUGAAUACCUCCACAUCCGCUGCUCCGACCACCCAGCCAGCCCCGAUAUCUACAGCCACCAUGGAGCGGGACAGGGGCAACGUGGGAACCCUGGACCGACUGACAGCCAAAAGGGACCGGGAUAGCAACUCAGAUACACUAAACAGGAAAACGACACCAGUUUAAACUCAGAGAGAGAGAGGAGAGGAGAAAUAGAGAUGGGAUUUAGAGAGGAAGAGUAGGGCUGUAAAUGUGUGGGUGGCACGUCAACAAUAAGGUUUCUGUCCUUGAGCCUGAGGUAUCGAGCUGCCAUAAAUAUUACUAAUGUUAUAAACAGUCAUCAAACAUCUGAUGCUAAGAGCAAAUUCAUGACAGCCGCCUUAAAAAUUGUCAUGACUUUGAAACCCGUUUCGUUAAUUGCACAGCAGGGGUACAGUGGAGGAUUCGGGAAAUGUUUCUUUUCUCUGUUUUUUUUAUUCCUGAAUUACUCACUAAAUCAUAGAGAUACAAAACUCCCAGAUGUGUAAUAAAACAGCCUCCCAAUGCAGCAGUUAGGCGCCUUGCCGAGGAGGCAGGGGAACUCUUUCGUUAUUUAUUUCCCUUAUCUCAGUUUUGUCAGUUUCUACAAGGACAUCUUUUUAAAUCCUGAAAGAAACAGUGAAGGAAGCUUUGAUGAUAAUAAACCCCGCUUACAAAUCACUAAUUUGCACACAUCUUAGAUCGGAUUGGCCUUAAAUCUACAUUUUCUUUUCACAAAGCAAGACAGAGUCCUUGCUUUUUGUUAUUCUAAACUUUGCAGCACUUUUUAACUUAAUAAUAAAUUAUAAAGUGGCCAGAUGGUACAAGUCACAAUUCUUUCUUCCAUUUCUGUUUUAAAAGGACGAGAGCGUCACAGACGGGUACAUUCUGCCAAGUAACAAGCUGCUCAGUGACAAGUUGACUGCCAAUUGAAGGUCAACAGUAGCUCCUUAACCUCUGGACCUGAGAGAGAGCGACCUCAGCCAUAUCUAACGUAGAUCAGAGGAGGCUGCCGCACUGUGAGCCUGAUUAUUUUUCACUGUGUGUCAAAGGUAUUUACAGUGACAGAUGGGCAUUCACCACAGUUCUAAGGAAAGGAACAGCCAUGGACUUAAAGCUUUAGUCUUAACGCCUCCAUUACGCCACUGCCAGUUGUCGCAGUAAGAUACGGCAAUGUGAUCGUUUGAGCAAGUAACUUAUUUUGGCAUCAAUUCUUUCUAGUUUUUGUUUAAAUAGAAAGAAUUGCGUUUCCCAAAGUGUUGCCCGCAAUUCUUAAACCAUUGGAAAACUUUAUAAAAUGUAAAUAAAAAACAGGAAGGAGACAAGGCAAAUCUCAUAAAUAGAUAUUUUACUCACACAUAUUAAAUGUUUAAACUGAGAAAAAUCUGUCAUUUUGAAAUUGAUGGGAGCAGCAUGUCUCGGAAAAGCUGGGUCAUUCCCGUGUUUGUGUGCAUCAUCCUCUCUUACAAUAUUAGACGUAGGAAUGCUGUUCUACAUCUAAUGUUGGAUCCUAGUGACUCAAGUCCUGGGUUUCCUUUGUUGUGAUGUCAGGAUGCGUCAGUUUUUUGUUUUGUUUUCCAGUUGGGGAAAAGCCGGUUCAAGACAUGAACUCCUCUGUGGUUUAGCAUCUGGUUGGAAGCUUAUGUUGCUCUAAAAUCUGCAUUAGUGCCAGUCUGUUUGCACUCCCGUUUUAACUGAACACUAACAGCAACAGAUGGUUACUUUCCCCUUCAGUCUGGAGGAUGCCAUGUCCUUGUUUUCCAAAAAGAAAUUUUACAUUUCAAUUUAUCAGUUUUCCACUUGGUCUCUUUUAAAUGAGCAUUGGCCAAGAGAAGUUGACAUGAUCUAAGCUUGCUUGACAGAGAUUUAACCUGUUUG